UUUGAUUCCUGUGCCUUUUAGUAAUAGUGUUUUAACUUAAUGAAUGUUAAAAUGAGUUGUACAAAAGAGGAAAUUGAAAGGAAACGUCUAGCUGCAUUACAGAAACGACAGAAUAAAAGUGAUCAAAAUCAAUCUCCAAAUAAUUCUACAAUUGAAAGCACUAAAUUAUCAAGAGACACCACUCUAUGGCAUAGCCCAGGUCCUGUUAGGAAUUCACAUAACAAUAGUAGAAACUUUCAUCCAUAUGUUAAAGCAGGAAAUUCAAAUAAUACAGAAUCUCAGAACAUUGUCCCUGUGGGCAAGGUGGUGACUGGUACUGUGUAUUUGAUAUCUGAAGGUAGAUUUGAAGUGAAUCCUUCAGAGUUUUGCACACCACUUGUUAAUGUAUUUAAAACAAUACCUUCUAAAAGUUAUGAUGCAAGUACAAAGUUAUGGAAUUUCUCAAUAAGUGAUUAUAAAGAUCUGAUGAAUAAAGUGGCACACAUGGCCCCCCAUAUAGUGCUGGGUCCACUACCACCAUAUGUCUUGAAGGUUCUGAAUGAGGAAAUGUUGGACAUAAACUCUGUUGACAUAUCACCAAUAGAAUCUACUAUAAGACACAAGUUGAUGCCAUUUCAAGAACAAGGAGUCAGAUUUGGCAUAUCACGUCGUGGACGCUGCAUGAUAGCUGAUGAUAUGGGCUUGGGCAAAACGUUUCAGGCUCUUGCCAUAGCCAGCUACUACCGACAUGACUGGCCACUACUUGUAGUCACUACAUCCUCCAUGAGAGAGACAUGGCAAACCAAGAUCCAUGAGCUUUUACCUUCGGUGCCAUUAAUGAACAUAGUCACGUUAACUACAAGCAAAGAUACGCAACUCGUGGCGGACAAACAUACAGAAGUUGUUAUUGUUAGUUACAAAAUCACUGGAAUGCAUACAGAUCUGUUGAAGAGCAAGAAGUUUGGUGUAGUUAUUAUAGACGAGUCGCACUACUUAAAGUCUCACAAAGCUCAAUGUACGGUGGCUCUGAAUAGCAUCACGCGGCAGUGCCGGCGAGCUGUCCUGCUCAGUGGCACACCUGCUCUGAGUCGGCCCGCAGAACUCUACACACAGUUGGCGCUCAUUGAGCCGGGCCUCUUUGGUUCCUACACAGAGUAUGGUAAACGUUACUGCGCCGGUAAACAAACAAAUUUCGGCUGGGACAUGACAGGACAGUCCAAUUCGACGGAGUUACAAAUAAUUUUACAAAAGAAAUUCCUCAUCAGGAGGACUAAAGAACAAGUGCUGACUACCCUCGAAGAGAAGACUAGGGAAUCAAUACUAUUGGACCAGACAUUACUACAGUUCACCAACAAGAACCGAGAGGAACUGUCGCAAAUGGCGGAGAAAUACAAAUCAACCAAGUCUGGGGAUAAGCACACAGCACUUAUCAAUUACUUUAGCGAGUCCGCCAAAGUUAAAAUACCGGCUAUUUGCAAGUACAUUAGACAGUUGCUAGCGGAUGGGAGUACCGGCAAGUUCCUGGUGUUUGCUCACCAUCGCAACGUGAUUGAGGCGGUGUGCCUCACGCUGGACGAAGAGCGGAUUAACUACAUCUGCAUAGUAGGCUCCACGCCGGCCAACACCAGAGCGGACCUAGUGGACAGGUUCCAGCACCGCGAGUCGUGUCGGGUGGCGGUGCUGUCCAUAACUGCAGCCAGUGCUGGUCUCACGCUCACAGCGGCUGAUCUCGUACUAUUCGCAGAACUGCACUGGAACCCUGGGAUCCUGACGCAGGCGGAGUCUCGCGCGCACCGACUGGGGCGGCGCGGCGCGGUCGUGGCGCGGUACCUGCUGGCGGCCGGCACCGCCGACGACCUCAUGUGGCCGCUGCUGCAGGGGAAGCUCAAUGUAUUAAACAACGUAGGUCUCAGCAAAGACACGUUUGAAGACACCACUGUGAAACAUCAAGACAGCAGAAAUAAUAUAUCUCAAUACCUUAGUCCGAGUACUGUAAAAAACAAAUCAGAUUACAUUCCGGGCACAAAUAUACGAAAAAUCUCAACUGACACAUCGUGUAAUAUGAGUUUACAAACACAAAAUGGUGAUAAGACUGAUUGUAACGGUAUCUCUGAUGAUGAGAAACUUGCUGAUGCGUUCGCUGAAGACUCAUUUUUUGAUGAAGAAGGUGAUGAAUUAUUAGCUAACAUUGAUUUAUGAUGUACAUACUCAAUAAUUGUUGUUUUUUGCAA
This is a messenger RNA of Achroia grisella, 2210 nucleotides long. It is a transcript of the gene Marcal1, whose product is annotated as SWI/SNF-related matrix-associated actin-dependent regulator of chromatin subfamily A-like protein 1. NCBI's taxonomy places the organism in Eukaryota, Metazoa, Arthropoda, Insecta, Lepidoptera, Pyralidae. Gene Ontology annotation, cellular component: nuclear replication fork. Gene Ontology annotation, biological process: DNA repair; replication fork processing. Bases 40 to 2178 code for a protein of 712 amino acids. The record is from RefSeq and is a predicted model, not a curated record. The transcript is spliced from 14 exons. Gene Ontology annotation, molecular function: ATP binding; ATP-dependent chromatin remodeler activity.